Molecule: messenger RNA, 3983 nt
Organism: Liolophura sinensis
Lineage: Eukaryota; Metazoa; Mollusca; Polyplacophora; Chitonida; Chitonidae
Product: transcriptional repressor scratch 2-like
Exons: 2
Coding region: 282-1154 (290 amino acids)
Biological process (GO): regulation of DNA-templated transcription
Molecular function (GO): DNA-binding transcription factor activity, RNA polymerase II-specific; RNA polymerase II cis-regulatory region sequence-specific DNA binding
Source: RefSeq, a predicted model, not a curated record
CCCAAUAUAAGAGCUGACAGCGAGCAAAGCAGGCGGCUGCCGCUAAAAUGAUGUGAUAGCAGACGGCUGGGUAUUGUUACACAAGAGUUGAGGUGGAUACCAUUGGAGGUUUUUCCUGGACUUUUCUGAUGGUAUAGUUCAAGCCACGUGACUUCGUACCAUCGUCUUCCAGAGACUCGGCCGGACCAUGAUUCUGUGACAGGACCACUAGCGUCUGCAGAACAAGUUUUCCACAUACCGAAACAGCCAAUCGGAGUUUUGUGAACCUCCCAAAACUAGAAAUGCCACGGUCAUUUUUGGUAAAGAAAGUGAAAUGUGGGGAGGACAGAACGUCGUUUAAAUUACGGGAAAUCUACGCGGAGUCGGCUGUGAGCAGCCUGAAGGCACUGACACCAUAUACUCCAUCAUUUCCCCCCUUAUCGGUUACCAUUAACACAAACGCUUUCAUCCAUGAUGUCUUACCCACACCGACAUCGCUACGGGACAGGGGUGAGGAUUCGGACGGUGGCCACACCAGCGACUCGUGCUGCGAUUCCAUGCCCAAAUCCCCAGAGGGUUCCUUUUCCAGCUCGGUGGAGAGUAUAGAUGAUCUCGCCAAACCGGACUUCCACAGUGGUAUAACCAUUGAUUAUACCUACGAGGCGUUCUUCAUAAGCGACGGCAGGUCCCGGAAGAAGCCUGUCGUCCCAUCUGAUGUGGUGGUGCCGGAGAAGGUAGGCUCACGUCAGAGAUACUCUUGCAACGAGUGCGGGAAACACUACGCCACCUCGUCAAACCUGUCCCGCCACAAGCAGACUCACAGAAGUCUGGAUAGUCAACUGGCCAAGAAAUGCCCUCACUGUCACAAAGUCUACGUCAGUAUGCCCGCAUUGUCUAUGCACAUAUUAACUCACGAUCUGAAACACAAGUGUGAAAUCUGCGGCAAGGCAUUCAGUCGACCUUGGCUUCUUCAAGGUCACCAGCGCUCCCACACGGGAGAGAAGCCUUUUGGGUGUGCCCAUUGCGGGAAGGCAUUCGCGGACAGGUCGAACUUAAGGGCUCACAUGCAAACGCAUUCUGCCUUCAAGCACUACAAAUGUAAAAGAUGCGACAAAUCGUUCGCGCUGAAAUCGUAUCUAAACAAGCACUACGAGUCUGCUUGCAUCAAAGAGUAGCUGGUCAGGAGUUUGUGUGACCGUCACCACCUGCAGGACUGCCGGGCAAACGUGCAAUAACCCUUAACCACAAGGCCAACUCCAGCGGGAAAAUCGCUAAAUUUCCCAUCGGAUUGUUUUUUCGUCCCUAGGUUUACUAUAUUGUAUGCGCUACUCUGUCCCUCUAGUCUCGUGUCCAUGUUUUAUGUUUAAGUUUUGUCUCUAGUCUAAUGGUCCCAUCUUUUUGUGUCUCAAACCUUUUGUAAUAUCUAUAUUUUGGACAGUCUGUUGUUGACUGAGUGAUGUUCGCUUUGUCGAACCAUUCCCACCCAUACUGACGAUUGACAAUGUGUACAUAAGCCCACCGUGUAUUUUGAUGUUACAACUUGUUGCUUUUAUACAAGCACGUCACUUACAUGAAACUUUUUAACACACUUAUUGAGAUUGGUUGUUUACGCAUGUUCUGAGUGAUUGUUUGCGCAUGUGCCGAGUAUCUGGAGAGUCUGUGUUGAAUGCGAAGGUUUUAAUGGAUGACAAGACAAAGUUGUGAAAAAUUGCCCUUUGAGGUUUAAUAUAUGACGAACGCUUCCCACCGAAUUUUGUACUAUACGAAUCAGUUUUAUUGUAAAUAUGGAGUUGAGAACAUUUUUGUUUCUCUUUUAGUAUCAUGGAUUUCCCUGUGCGACCAUUUUCAGGCGCUAAGGUCCAAGUCCGGACACUUGCGAACGCAACCCACCGAUAUAAUGCUAUCAUGCAGUUUGUAGCAUUACAUUUUGUAGAAAUGUUUAUAUAUGUAUUGAACUGUGUUAUUAUAUAGAAUAAGAUAAGCAAUGAUAAGCAAGCGUAAUUUAUUUAAUUUAUUCAAAUUUUAGGCUUUUUUAUAUGUGUGACGAGAAACAAACCGCAUCACAUUUUCAGGGUUUGUUUUCCAUUGGAGCUUAAGAUGUAUUUUGUUUUCAUUGCUUCGUUUUAGUGAUGAAAUUUUCUUAAACUCUUGAAUUCUAGAGUUGAAAGAAAUGGGAGUCAACUUUUCAGAUACACUUGUUAAUUAUACACGUUUAUUGGAAUUCUUUCUUUGGCUCUAUUUGCAAAUCUCUUCGCCAUUCCGGAUACGCUCAGAAUUUAAACAUGAGAGGUAUUGUUUUUUAAUGCUAUCUUUUCCUGUGGAGCGUUACGUAACUUGGACUCGCUUGUUUUAGAAUUCUGUAGAGCUGUGAAAGCCUUUGGCAUAUGACUGCCAUGUAUUAACAGUUUUCCAGGACUCCCUCAGCGACAAUGCUUUAUCCUGAUAGAACGUAUCGUACAACUGAUAUGCUAAUACAACGGCGGUCUUUAUGCUAAUUUACCUUUCAUAAGACGAUAUUACAUGAAGUCAUUCCAGUCCUUACGUGAUUUUGAAUGGUGAGUGAUAGUGGAUAGCCGCUUUCUAUCAGCAGCCCAUAGCAAGCUGACGUUUGGUUUAUACCCCUGUUGAAAUCUGCCUCAGGUGAAUGCGUUCCCAUAACUCAAAGCUUUCCGGCCUGUUGUUAAGGAUUCAUUUGUCGCACAAAAACACGAGAGCAAUGCCAGCUCUAGCCAUUCCACCCACCGCAUUUAAACACUUCAGUAUUUUUUAUGUACACAUGGCUGCAGCCGUUCUAGUUAUUUAAUGUUCUUAUAGCGUUCGAUUGUUGGUUUGUUACAUUUUAUUUGGUUUUUGCGAUGUUUUAUUUCCUUGGUGAUAUACUAAAUUUCCUUACUUUAUUUCUUUGUACUAUUUGUUAACUACUUCAGUACACGUUCCGUCUUUGUUCUUUAUCCUGUUUGGUAUAAGUUCGUUUUUAUGUCGCGUUUGUAUAAACAAGUUAAAUUGUUUUAUAACAAAAUAACGAUGACUUCAGAAAGCGAUCUUUCAGAGUAAUAGUAAGAAUAUCUUUGCCCACACCCUCAUAUUUUCCCCACCAAAGCAAUAAUUGCAAUAUUUAAAUGUAUUCUAUGCUUAUUUUUUUUAUAAAUGUUCAGACGCGAACAAAAACCUAAACUUGCACUUUUUAAAUUCAGAGUGCGACUAAUGGUUGUAAAGUGCUUUUUUCUAGAACCUUUGUAAAGUGUCACGUUUUAUAAACAAUAAUGCACUGGUUUUCUUAGGUCUUUGGGAUACUGGACCAUUUGUACAUGCACACUUUUCUAUAAUCAAUUGGUAGCUAUGCAGUAACAGGUCUAUCGCUUGUUGAAUCAUUAACUAUUUAUGCCGAAAACGUCACAAGCCAUAACAGGUUGUCGACCCGUAUUUUACCGGGGGCUAGGAAAUAGAUGACGGGUAUCAAUCACCCUCGACCUCUCCUACAGGAGGGCGUGGAGAGUGGAAAGAGACACGAGCAAACUGAAGCUCGUUGACUAGCCCAGUGGCUGCCAUACCAGCUUUAUGGUGCCAGCAGACAGUGCCUAGCCCACGCCAAAACAAGUUUGUCUUAACGGCAAAAAUUCUAUAGGGUAUAAUUGAAUGUAAGCCUUGCGGCUAGGCCCAUUAUGUAAGAUGAUGGGAAGCAGCCUGAAGCCUGUAUACACAACGGGACCAAACCUAUAUACGGCCGAGGUUCUGGGUCACCGACAGGCUGCUGUGUUAAAUGUGGGGUGGUCAUGUAAAGAUUUUGGGAAGUUAUUUUGAAGUCUUUAAGGAAGACAGUGCGUUAGACAUGUAAAGCAAGAUAUUUUUGAGAAAUGUGCUUCUUGGCGUUUAUGUGGAGUGGAUUGCCCUCUAUUGGCAACCAGCCAAUCGCCCUAUAUGGGCAAGAAGCUCUCAUAUAUACCCGAUAUCAGUGGCCUUGACAUAGUCAAUUUUGCAAUAUACAAUAACAUUUGAAAUAAACU